Molecule: messenger RNA, 1646 nt
Organism: Betta splendens (Siamese fighting fish)
Lineage: Eukaryota; Metazoa; Chordata; Actinopteri; Anabantiformes; Osphronemidae
Product: verrucotoxin subunit beta-like
Exons: 3
Coding region: 177-1646 (489 amino acids)
Molecular function (GO): protein binding
Source: RefSeq, a predicted model, not a curated record
UCUAGUUUUCUGCUGCAUCCUUCUAACAUAUUUCUGCGCUGACUUCCUGUUCGUUAAUCAGACAAAGUUGAGUCCUCAGAAGCAGCACCGGGCGCCAGAGACCUUUCUGCUAAUGAGUGAUCGACUUGGACUCAGACUCUGACAGCUUGGAGUUCUCUCUUCCUGAUGAUACAGAAAUGAUGGACACAAAGAGCAUGGAAUUGGGCUUCCACGGAACAGAACAGCAGCGGCGUCUAUCUGCAUCAAUUAAAGGAAAGCUUUUAGAACUAAAUGACAAAGCAGAGAAGGAGAUUUCAUAUUCACCUGCUGCUGCUAAACACAUCUGUCAGAGAAGUAUUAGAUUAGUUAAUGAAGCUCAACAAGUCCUGGAGGACUUCAAUGAGCUGGAAAUGAGAUGCAACAUGCUGAUGAUAAAAACUGAUGGAAAGUUCCCACAGAUCAGCGAAAAGAUUGGACGUUUUAAAGAAAUGUGCUCUGAGUUUAAUGUUAAAUUCCAACAAACUCUGGCAAAGAAGCUUCCAUCGAUCGGAGUGGGAGGACAAGAGGAGGCUGCACUGGCAGAGAUCCUCAACAAGAAACAUUCAUCUCCUUUUAACAGUGAUGUUCUGAAAAAGUGGAUUCGCUGGAAAGAAAGAGAAGUUUACACUGUGAACUUUUUUACCGACAUGAUAAACACCAAGAUUGUCCCAUCGGAGGAUCAUGUGGACAUAGAAAAACGCCAUGCAGAGUAUGCGGUGUGUUUUGUGUUCACUUCACUGGGAGCUUCUGAACCGUACCUCUCAGCUUUAUCUCACUACUUAAACAGAACCAACCCAGAUGAGCCUCAGCAUCCACACUCUGAUGAUGUGGAGAAGGAUCAGUGGUUUGCUGAUAAGAAAAUAACAGAUAAAAUGAGACACAAAGCAAGACUGUUCAGAGACUUUGCAGAAGCCAACAAGGAGAAGAAGAACAUGAGGUUCCUGACACUGAGUCUGACCGAUGAGAUGUUCAAAGGCUGCAGCAUCUACUUUUAUCAGAGAUGGUUCUCUUUUUGGUUCCCUGCCAUUAAGAACUUUGAGCCUCCUUCAAAGCCUAAAGCUGUGACAGUCAGUGACGUAACCCACAACAGUGUGACGCUGAAGGUUUCUCCUCCCAGAUUCAGAGCAAACAACAUGUACUACUGUAUUGAGUACCGUGUCUGUGGAGACGACAAGUGGCAGCGAGAGAUAAUGUCAAACCCUGAAGAGGUGACAGUGAGUGGUCUGAGGCUGGACACAGAGUAUGAGUUCAGAUGCAGAGCAGUGUUCCUUGAGUUGGUCGGGCCACAUCAUGACGUCAGUGGCUCCGUUAGAACCUUACCCUGCUGUCCUCCAGGAAAACCUCAGGUUGAACCAGAGUUGUCAGUCAGCUGGGAGGAACCGUCUGAACUCGGACCUGACGUCCAAACAGAAAACCUACAGAAGCAGGUUUUUAAAGUUGGAUUAAACAAGCUUAAGGAAAUAAAAGAGACUUCUGAAAACCUCGAACAGCUGGAAGCAGAGACCAAACCAGGCUGGAAAAAUCGAGUUCAGUCCCUGAUGGCCAUAAAAGAAAAAGCAGUACCAGGAGGCAUGUUUGAAUUAAAGAAACUCUUUCACCGUCCACAGGUUUCACAGCCGUCCACAUGA